AGCUUUUUUAGAGGCUGUGUGAGCCUCAGAGUAGAGCAGUGAGAGUCUGGAAGCAGAGAAAACACAAAGCACUGGUCAGCAGCUCCCUCUUUGCCAUUGUGUGCUGAAGUCACUCAUACCCAUCUGAUCAUCAUCAACUCCACACCAAAGUGUCACCAAUGAUGGAGAAGCCUUACGAAACAAAUGGCCACAUUGACAAGUAUUCUGAUUUCAAUGUCUACCCAGUGGAAGAAACUAGAAAAGCUGCAAAGAAAAGUCCAGAGUCAAAAUGUGCCCAGUUCCUCAAGAAGAAUGCCAUUGUCAUCCUCACAGUGUCUGGGGUGCUGGUAGGGGUUGGCCUGGGCACAGCAGUGAGGACCAUGAACUUGACCAAAGCUCAGAUGACCUACUUUGCCUUUCCUGGAGAAAUGCUGCUGAGGAUGCUGAAGAUGAUUAUCCUACCACUGGUGGUGUGCAGCUUGAUCUCUGGCGCUGCCAGUCUGGAUACCAGAUCACUGGGCAAGUUGGGUGGCAUUGCUGUGGCUUACUUCUUGGUCACCACUCUCAUGGCUUCUGGGUUAGCUAUAGCCUUAGCCUUCAUAAUUAAACCAGGAGCUGAGGCAAAUGCUCUGAACUCUAAUGCCCUGGGCAUUGAAACCACAUUCAGCACCACUAAGGAGACCGUGGACUCCUUCCUGGACCUUGCCAGAAACCUGAUGCCUGCAAACCUUGUUGCUGCAGCCUUUAGAUCGUACGCCACAGAAUAUAUGACCUACAGAAGAAACACAACAGAUGGCAACUUUACCAUUGAACGGGUACCUGUUGGUACAGAGGUUGAAGGGAUGAAUAUUUUGGGACUGGUUCUCUUUGCUCUUGUCCUGGGAGUGGCCUUGAAAAAGCUGGGACCAGAAGGAGAGGAGCUCAUCCGAUUUUUCAAUGCCUUUAAUGAGGCUACGAUGGUUAUUGUGUCCUGGAUUAUGUGGUAUGUCCCUAUUGGAAUUAUGUUCCUAGUGGGCAGCAAGAUUGUUGAGAUGGGAAAUAUCGUGCUCCUGGUGACCAGCCUUGGGAAGUACAUCAUAGCAUCUAUUCUGGGUCACAUUAUUCAUGGAGGAAUAGUACUUCCACUAAUCUAUUUUGCCUUUACGCGCAAAAACCCCUACACAUUCUUACUUGGGCUGAUAACUCCUUUUGCAACUGCCUUUGCAACAUCCUCAAGCUCUGCAACUCUCCCAACUAUGAUCAAGUGCAUUGAAGAGAACAAUGGAGUGGACAAAAGAAUCAGCAGGUUCAUCCUCCCUAUCGGAGCAACAGUGAACAUGGAUGGUGCAGCCAUAUUCCAAUGUAUGGCAGCUGUAUUCAUUGCCCAGAUGAACAACAUCGACCUAAACGCUGGACAGAUCUUCACUAUUCUUGUGACAGCAACAGCGUCAAGUGUGGGAGCAGCUGGAAUUCCUGCCGGAGGUGUCCUCACUAUCGCUAUUAUUCUAGAGGCGAUUGGCCUUCCGACAAACGAUUUGUCACUGAUCCUGGCGGUAGACUGGAUUGUAGACCGGACAACUACAGUAGUAAAUGUUGAAGGAGAUGCUCUUGGGGCAGGAAUUCUUCAUCAUCUCAACCAGAAGGAAGUAGCAAAAAAUCAACAGGCGCUGAAUGAUGUUUAUGUUGAGGCUGUGCCAAACUGCAAGUCAGAAGAAGAAACUUCUCCUCUUGUAAUGCCCAGAGACCAAACCUCAAAAUCCAUGAGCAUGGCUGUGCCAUUAUCAAACGAAUCCGUACUGUGAUGUGCCAUGUAAUGCUGCUGUUUUCAUUAGACUGCGGGUCGAUUCUUAAGACCAGAUGUUGCUCACUGCCAGUAUGGACUGCUAGAGUCUAGAAUAGUAGCUCAUUCCUGAAUCUGCCAGUAUUCACAGGAGUGAUUAGUGUUUAAACUCCAAACCACUAAAAAGCAAAAUACCCUAAAUCAAUACACAGUCCACUCCAUAUAGAAAUAUUUAUCACACCAGGGAUGAAAUAUUUCCUUUGUUGCGGGGCGUUUAUUCAUGUAGCAUUACUUGAGAACCCUCUUCUAUACCCAUAGGGUUAGUAUCCCUUGUAGAGUGAUAGUGGUCUGAUGCCAUACUUUUGCCAGAGAUUUUAUCUCUAUUUUAUGCCAGUUUGCCAAAACAAGGCUAUCCCGUGGUAUCGAGACCAGGACUGAUCCUUGUGGAAAAUAAGUUAAAAGGGGACUCACUAGGGCUAAGUUACAGAAUAAAGGGUCUGUGGGACCUGGAAUGUUUGUCUGUAUGCUUAUGUAUACCAGUUUAGAUCGCUUUACAAAAAUGCAUUCUGCUUUCGGGUAUGGUACAGGAACCUUAUUAAUACAUUCUAGAAAACCCUAAUUGUUUUUUGGGCAGCAAUUCAAUGGCCACCCAUUUAAAAAUAUGUGUAGCACUUACAGUUUUCUAUUGGUCUCCCUGCAAAGUCUAACAAGUCUAACAACUACCUAUUGCCUCUUCCAAAAAAAGUCUGCGCCAUGCAGCUUACUGUGAUGGAGUGACAACACUGCUGCAUUGCUCCUGAAUUCAGAGCAGCAUUGUCACCUUCAUAUAACUCAUGCCUAGAGUGAGAUGAGUAGAUGGAUCAGAGGGCUUGGCUUUCAGCAAUGUUACAAAUGAAGGAGAAUUUGUCUCAACCAGGAAAAGCAAAGGACAUUGUUUUACUUUAUGAAGCUUUUGCAUCACAUAACAAUAGAAUUUGGAACCUGUUUAGACUGUCACACAAAGCCUUUAAAUAUACUUUAAUUUGAAAUAAAGGUAUAUUUGCAU
This is a messenger RNA of Rana temporaria (common frog), 2783 nucleotides long. RefSeq names its product solute carrier family 1 member 4 (gene SLC1A4). NCBI's taxonomy places the organism in Eukaryota, Metazoa, Chordata, Amphibia, Anura, Ranidae. Gene Ontology annotation, biological process: L-serine transport; L-glutamate transmembrane transport. Bases 159 to 1760 code for a protein of 533 amino acids. Gene Ontology annotation, cellular component: plasma membrane. The record is from RefSeq and is a predicted model, not a curated record. Gene Ontology annotation, molecular function: L-aspartate transmembrane transporter activity; L-serine transmembrane transporter activity; L-alanine transmembrane transporter activity. The transcript is spliced from 8 exons.